Molecule: messenger RNA, 435 nt
Organism: Penicillium vulpinum
Lineage: Eukaryota; Fungi; Ascomycota; Eurotiomycetes; Eurotiales; Aspergillaceae
Exons: 1
Coding region: 1-435 (144 amino acids)
Source: RefSeq, a predicted model, not a curated record
AUGAAGAAAGAAACUCCAGAAGAGAAGGAAACAUACAAAGCAUCGUUAUUUGAGCCUAUUUACGGCAAGGAGUGGAAGACUGUCAUUUCCUCGAUGUUUGAGAAAGAUUCGGCUGCAGCUAGUUCCAGUAUCGGUGCCCCUCAGCUUGGAGAGAAUGGGCAUGCUGUGGAGUCUGAUGCAGGAAAUGGGGAGGACAUAAUUCAUGUUCAUACUGAGCCGUUUGAUGCCGCAAGGGGCGAGGAAGAAAUUGAUACUUCCCAUAUCGGUGUCGAACAGCGUGAACUAAAUGUGAAUACUGAGUGGUCUGAUGCGGAAAAGGAGGAGGGCAUGCCGGAUACUUACCAUGCUUGUAUUCUUUGGCCUGAAGGGAGUGUGAAUACCGGGCAGUCUGAUGCGGGAAAGGGGGACGAUAUAGGUACUCGGACAGAGCAUUAA